This is a messenger RNA of Egretta garzetta (little egret), 3015 nucleotides long. It is a transcript of the gene HDHD2, whose product is annotated as haloacid dehalogenase like hydrolase domain containing 2. The record is from RefSeq and is a predicted model, not a curated record. Gene Ontology annotation, molecular function: phosphatase activity. The transcript has 8 exons. Lineage: Eukaryota; Metazoa; Chordata; Aves; Pelecaniformes; Ardeidae. The coding region runs from base 185 to 964 and encodes 259 amino acids. Gene Ontology annotation, biological process: dephosphorylation.
GGGGGGUUGGACUAGAUGGCCACUAGUGGUCCCUUCCAACCCUAAACAUUCUAUGAUUCUAUGAUUCUAGACUGCCAGGGACCAGGUGGGGGUUGAACCAGGUGGUCCCUCAUGUCCUGACCAGCCUGAAUUACCUUAUGGCUUCAUCCCGUUGCUGCAGCUGUAACGCCAGCACAAAGGAAGGAUGGCAGCUCGGCGUGCGCUGAAAGCUGUCUUGGUGGAUCUCAGCGGCACACUUCACAUUGAAGACUCAGCUGUGCCAGGCGCGCAGGAAGCUCUUAAAAGGCUGCGCAGCGCUCCAGUUACCAUUCGAUUUGUGACGAACACAACGAAGGAGUGCAAGAGAGACCUGCUGGAGAGGCUGACGAAACUGGGAUUUGACAUUGCAGAAAAUGAGAUCUUCACCUCUCUGACAGCAGCCAGAAAUCUUCUGGAGCAAAGGAAGGUGCGGCCUCUCCUCCUGGUGGACGAUAAGGCCCUGCCUGAUUUCACAGGGAUGGCCACUGAUGACCCCAAUGCAGUGGUGGUAGGACUGGCUCCUGAGCACUUUCACUAUGAGAUGAUGAACAGAGCGUUUCGGCUGAUUUUGGAUGGGGCUCCUCUUAUAGCUAUACAUAAAGCCAGAUAUUUCAAGAAAAAAGAUGGCUUGGCUCUGGGACCUGGACCUUUUGUAGCUGGGCUGGAAUACGCGACAGAUACCAAAGCGACAGUGGUGGGGAAGCCAGAGAAAACCUUCUUCCUAGAAGCUUUGCGAGGGACUGACUGCGCCCCAGAGGAGGCCAUCAUGAUCGGUGAUGACUGUCGGGAUGAUGUUGGUGGCGCCCAGAAUGCGGGCAUGCGUGGGAUAUUGGUAAGGACCGGUAAAUAUCGACCGGCAGAUGAAGACAAAAUCAAUCCGGCUCCUUACUUAACCUGUGAGAGUUUCCCAGAGGCAGUGGAACAUAUUCUAGAGCAUCUGCUAUGAGAAAGGGAACGGUUAGUUUGAAGAGGCAUCAGUUUCACAUCAUUUCCCUUACUCUUGCUUCAAAAAUUAAGGUCACGGGAUCAAUGCAUGCAUUGCAUCAGAUCAGCAUGGGGCCCCAGCCCAGCCAUGGCAAAGCCCCUUUCCUGUUGUCCUUUCUGGAGGAUGUGAUGAGGGACCCUGGAUACCCAGCAGGUGAGGCAGAAAGGCUACAGCCCACACAGCUGCUUUCCUGGGCGACACGGGGAGCGCGGCAGGGAGUUCUGCUGAUCUUCAGUUUUCAAGAAAUAUCUGGUGAAAAGCUCUCUCUGGGAAGCGUCACCUUCUCCUGCCGAAUAAGCUAAACUGAAAAAAAAGCCAAACCCAACCUCCACACUGGAAAUGCUCAAGUAAAUAAAGCUCCAAGACUAACAGCCAGCCUGUAGUGAUUUCACUGAGCGCGCCUCUGCUCUGCUCUAAUUUAAAGGUAGAGAUCAGGCACGUUUAGAAGUGGCUUUUAAAUUAAAAUAUCACUGUUCUUUAAUAAUAACUACUGUUGAUAUCUUUCCUCUCAUUAGAACAGAUCCUGGGUUUUGUUUUUCAAAUUUUACAUAAAAUUAAAACUGUCAGCAUUUUACAGAUGUUUUAAUUAGAUGCUGUUAUUAAAAAGAAUGGUACAGAAACAAAACCCUGGUAUUAAAUGCCUUGGAGACUCUGAAUUUUUUAAAUUAGACUUCAGCAGGGUCCUAUUAAUGUUCCAGUUGCAAAAUUUCACUGUUGUUGGGGGUUUUUUGUUUCUUUUUAAUGUUACGGGAAAAAUCCUUCACAAACCAUGGGGACAGAUUCCAGUUUUUCCACAGUUGGUUCGGAGAGCUGUAAAAUUAAAUUUAACUCUGUAGCAGGCCGUGCUUUUCUUAAGUGCUAAAGCCACCACUCUGAACCAACUUUGUAACGAUGGUAAAUAGCUUUUCUGGUCCAUUUGCGAGCUCUAAUAAUCAAAGUCCUUUACAGUUGUUUUACAGUGCUCCUGAGUGUUAAAUUAUUAGAUUGUAAUUAUACAUUACUGGAGUAUUAACCUUAUCGAAAAUACAGGUUUGUGUUAAUGAGCCAUGCUCGUUCUUGUUAAGAAAAAUCGCCGUGAUGAAUGAAUGGGAAGCUCUCCUUACGCGAAGGAGUCUCUGCCUGCAGCCGCACGUGGUGGGGGGUGACCUACGCGCAGGUUUAAUCUCUCUCCGAGACAGAAUGGAGACUCGGCAGUAGAAACACAAGCAACACUAAACCCCCCCCGGGAGCAAAGGCCGUCUUUGGAUACUGGUUGUGCCCCCUCAUAGAUUGUAACCUACAGUUCGGAAUAAAUUCGCACACCUAGCGCUCACGCCAACAAUUCUGAACCUCUCUUGGUUUCUGCUUGGAGUAAGGACGGGAGGUCUUCGGCCCGCAGUCGGGUUCAGGAGGUGAGGUCUGUAGCCAAACCCUGCGAAGGCAUUUCCCCUAAGGCUGCUGACAAUGCGAGUGACACUAGGGAAAAACCGAAAGAGACUGUCAGCGCUUUAGAGGCCCCACAGCCUGCUGGCAAGCCUGCAAGACCGUGGUACUUCAGGAAAGCAGCUGCACACAAGCCUGGGCAAGGAAAACACAGGGAGAACCACGAAGAGGGUAACUUGUCUUGCCAAGCAAGAGGAAGGUCUCUCCAAGUUCUUCUACUUCCUUGCCUUUUCCGCCUUGGAAAUACCCCCAACCCAAUUGGAAAGUAAUACAUGUGGCACGUCAAGGUUUGGAUCUCAGCUGAAAGCAAGCGAUGACAAACUAACCAGAUUUACAGGCACUGCUAAGGUACCAAAUUUCACUGAAAGCAGCGACUUCUGUUUGAUUGAAAGGGGUGCAGGUCUCUGCUGGCAAAGCUACGCUGAUUGUGGUGCUGUAGUGAGUCUCGGGAAGGGAGGAUCUAAUUAGACUAAUCCUCUAACUGUUCCUAACAAGCUUUCUGCUCCAGUUCUUCUACCCCAAACCUGUAAACAACCGUCACAAAUAAAGACUGACAAGCAAUCUGUAAGUUUUUAUACAUAAAAUUAAGG